CCUCAAGGUAGGUGCUGUCUGUACGUUAUGAUGUGUUACUGCAUUGAACAGAUGGUGAAUUAUCAUGCUUUUAAGUUCUAGUAUAUGUGUGGUGACUCCAGUUAUUGCAUAGAGCGGAUGGCGAGCGCACAUUAACACAGUACUACGUUGAGUGCCGUUGACACUCCUUUUUGCACAACUACGACCACAGCUGCGUAAGUACUUUGUGAUUUGUUAGACCCCGAUCUUAUUUGAGCAAGUUUGCGAAUCAGACUUACAAAUCUGAUAUAAAAACUAUGUAGUUGUAGAGGAACUGAUCAUUCUUCGACAGAUUAUUUUAGGUGGCGAGUGUUGGUAACAGACGCAGAAAAAGCGAGGCUAGCCAAGGGGGGGGGGAGAGGUGCGCAUACUCGUGCGCAUUCCCACAAACAGGAAACCGCGCGCCUUCAGUGAUUUAGUGUGGGGACCGACGUGUUGGGUGGAGAGCCAGCAGGAUAGAGCUCGUAUUGGUUUUUUUUCCUGUUCUGCGAUCACAAAACAGGGAAAUACAUAUAUACAAUUAUAUCAUCAACUCAUACUGACGUGCAAAGUGUUGACCUUUGGCGAGAAACAAAGUGACUUAAUUCCUUCGUUCAGGGAUAUCUUACAUCUCUGGAUAUAAGGGCGUGUUUGGCUCCCCAGUCCCUUUCAGCUCUUGCAUGUCCGCGCCGUAGCCUGCCUGCGUCUCCCGAUCCUUUACUUUCAAGCCGCCUAGAGCAUCCGUUUUAAGGAUGGGGUGCACCCUGAGCACGGAGGACAAGGCGGCGGUGGAGCGCAGCAAGAUGAUCGACAGGAACUUGCGGGACGACGGCGACAAAGCCGCCCGAGAAGUCAAGCUCUUACUUCUAGGUGCUGGUGAGUCAGGGAAGAGCACCAUUGUCAAGCAGAUGAAGAUCAUCCAUGAAGCAGGCUACUCGGAAGAGGAGUGUAAGCAGUACAAAGCUGUGGUCUACAGCAACACCAUCCAGUCCAUCGUGGCCAUUAUCCGAGCUAUGGGUCGCCUCAAGAUCGACUUUGGGGAUCCAGCCCGGGUGGAUGACGCCGGGCAGCUCUUCGUGCUGGCGGGUUCAGCGGAGGAGGGUUUCAUGACUGCCGAGUUGGCAGGAGUCAUCCGACGUCUCUGGAGGGAUGGCGGGGUCCAGGCCUGCUUUAGCCACUCGCGGGAAUAUCAGCUAAAUGACUCCGCUGCAUAUUACCUGAACGACUUGGACAGGAUAUCCCAGAAUGCCUAUAUUCCUACUCAGCAGGAUGUGCUGCGGACCCGGGUAAAGACCACAGGCAUCGUGGAAACACACUUCACCUUCAAAGACCUCCACUUCAAAAUGUUCGACGUGGGGGGUCAGAGGUCAGAGAGGAAAAAGUGGAUCCAUUGUUUCGAGGGUGUGACGGCCAUCAUCUUCUGUGUAGCGCUAAGUGACUAUGACCUGGUCCUGGCUGAGGAUGAGGAGAUGAACCGGAUGCACGAAAGCAUGAAGCUGUUUGACAGCAUCUGCAACAACAAGUGGUUCACAGACACCUCCAUCAUCUUGUUCCUCAACAAGAAGGACCUGUUUGAGGAGAAGAUCAAAAAGAGUCCAUUGACCAUCUGUUAUCCAGAGUAUGCAGGCUCCAACACGUAUGAGGGAGCCGCCGCCUACAUCCAGUGCCAGUUUGAAGACCUGAACAAGAAGAAAGACACCAAGGAGAUCUACACCCACUUCACCUGCGCCACCGACACCAAGAACGUGCAGUUCGUCUUCGACGCCGUCACCGACGUCAUCAUGAAGAACAACCUGACGGACUGCGGCCUGUUCCUCUGACGGAGGCAUCGCACAGAUUACGGCUGCAUUUCAGUCAGCUUGCGCUCGGGUCGCGGCAAAUAUGCUGCGGUCUGGUGGCUGAUUGUACAUCCUUACGGAGCGCGUGUAUCUUUUCACCAUCGUAAGCAUGUUAAAAAUCGAUCAGUACUUUAAUACAUCUGAAAAAAAUUCCAUGUCACUCACUGUCAAAUAUUAAUUUUUUUUCUGAUGUACUCAUUAUAUUCAUAUUCUUCAUUUAAAAGCUGUUUCUUUGUUGUGGACUGAAGAAGCAGAAGUUACCGUGUGUGUAGCUGACAUCCUCUCUGUGGCUGGCUUCUGCGAGGUCACCGCUGCAUUGAAGUUGGGUUUGUUUUCAUGCGGGGGCAGAUGAGGAGGAUUCCAUGGGUGUUUCUCAAUACCGAAAAAGCAAAGAUUGCACUUGUGGUCUUGGAAAGACUGGUCUUGGUAACUUGCCUCCCAAGAACGAACAUGGGGUACAAUGAAUCAUGGGAUCGGUCUUGUUUGGCGAGGAUGCAACUGAUGUAUCCUUGAUAUUUGGGACGGAACAAGAACAACAUCUGGCAAUUCUUACCAUCCUCUGUACUUCUGUUCUUGAGUAUUGGAACUGGUCUUUGGGCAAUUGAAGAUGAUGUAAAACGGGUACACAAGAACACAAGUACGGUCAAAUAUGCAAAUUGAAAGGGGGAAAGACAAAUGAGGUGAAACCCACCAAUCACAGGCCAGCACUGUAUUCUUUGUCAGUCUUAAUGACUUUGUUUCAGUCUGGGUCGGUUUUAACGUGUGUAAGAUGUUUGUGUAAAUCUUGUAGCCACCCCCGCCCCCCCAUAAACGUGUUUCUUUUGUAUUUUAAUUAAGUUCUUUUUGUCUUGUAAACUGGUAGCUUGGCUUUGGUGGAAAUGCCAUUUCUCCCGCACAGGGAAAAUGGACUUAUUGUGGACCAAGUGGAUGGGUAUUUGUGCCUUUUCAUGUGUGAUUCCCCCAUUUUUCAGUAUUUGUUACUGCCAGUUCGAUCGUUACAGAGUGAAAUCAUGAUGGUUUUAUUUUUAAUGUACCUUCUCUCACCGGCGUGCUUACUCUUCCCGGUCUUUCAUGUUAGGGGAAGUGACCCGUGGACGCUGUCGACCACGGCUAGCCGUAUAACAGCCUUGGGCCUGAGUGUGUCAGAGUGACAGGACGAGCUGUUUUCAGUAACCUUUUUAAAAUAACGCCAGGUCAGCAGCGUGGUUUGAAAGUGUAACUGAAACUGUCAUGAUUUAAUUUGUCAGAGAAAUGUUUUGAAAGGUACGUGUAUAGGGAUAUCUGCCUUAGUACUGUGCAGUACACAGUUCAAAAUCCAAAACUGUGCAGUACACAGUUCAAAACCUAACACCUGAAAGUGUUUUUGGGUGGGAGUAGGGGUUGGACAGGGUCUGGGGAGAGAAUAAUGGUUGAUCUGUUACACUAGACAAACUGACAUAAUUGUCUGUAGCUAUGUUCUCUAUGGUAGGACAACAUUUUCCUUAUUUUGCUAAUAAAACCUGUUAAUAAUCCAUU
This is a messenger RNA of Paramormyrops kingsleyae, 3350 nucleotides long. RefSeq names its product guanine nucleotide-binding protein G(i) subunit alpha-1-like. Gene Ontology annotation, molecular function: GTP binding; G protein-coupled serotonin receptor binding; GTPase activity. NCBI's taxonomy places the organism in Eukaryota, Metazoa, Chordata, Actinopteri, Osteoglossiformes, Mormyridae. Gene Ontology annotation, cellular component: cytoplasm; heterotrimeric G-protein complex. Gene Ontology annotation, biological process: adenylate cyclase-modulating G protein-coupled receptor signaling pathway. The record is from RefSeq and is a predicted model, not a curated record.